Messenger RNA from Puma concolor (puma), 1620 nucleotides. It is a transcript of the gene PGM3, whose product is annotated as phosphoglucomutase 3. The record is from RefSeq and is a predicted model, not a curated record. Gene Ontology annotation, biological process: hemopoiesis; UDP-N-acetylglucosamine biosynthetic process; carbohydrate metabolic process. Gene Ontology annotation, molecular function: magnesium ion binding; phosphoacetylglucosamine mutase activity. Lineage: Eukaryota; Metazoa; Chordata; Mammalia; Carnivora; Felidae.
AUGGAUUUAGAUGCUAUUACAGAAUACUCCGCAUUACAUCCCAAGCCCAGUGGACUCAUUCUUCAAUAUGGAACUGCUGGCUUUCGAACGAAAGCAGAACAUCUCGAUCAUGUCAUGUUUCGCAUGGGAUUAUUAGCUGUCCUGAGGUCAAAACAGACAAAAUCUACAAUAGGAGUCAUGGUAACAGCAUCACAUAAUCCUGAGGAAGACAAUGGGGUAAAAUUGGUUGAUCCUUUGGGUGAAAUGUUGGCACCUUCCUGGGAGGAACAUGCUACCUGUUUGGCAAAUGCUGAGGAACAAGAUAUGCCGAGAGUGUUGAUGGACAUCAGUGUGAAAGCAGCUGUGAAUCUGCAACAAGAUGCCUUCAUAGUGAUUGGUAGAGAUACCAGGCCCACCAGUGAGAAACUCUCACAGUCUGUAAUAGAUGGUGUAACUGUUUUAGAAGGUCAAUUUCAUGAUUACGGCUUGGUAACAACGCCCCAGCUGCACUACAUGGUAUACUGUCGAAAUACCAGUGGCCAAUAUGGAGAGGCAACCCUAGAAGGUUACUACCAGAAACUCUCUAAGGCCUUUAUGGAACUUACCAAACAGACUUUGUGCAGCCAAGAUGAAUAUAGAUCACUUAAGGUUGACUGUGCAAAUGGCAUAGGGGCCCUGAAGCUGAAAGAAAUGGAACACUACGUUUCCCAGGGGCUGUCAGUUCAGCUCUUCAAUGACGGCACCAAAGGGAAACUCAAUCAUUUAUGUGGGGCUGACUUUGUGAAAAGUCAUCAGAAACCUCCACAGGGAAUGGAAAUGAAGUCUAAUGAAAGAUGCUGUUCCUUUGAUGGAGAUGCAGACAGAAUCGUUUAUCACUACCUCGAUGUAGAUGGUCACUUUCAUCUCAUAGAUGGAGACAAGAUAGCAACACUGAUUAGCAGUUUCCUUAAAGAGCUCUUGUUGGAGAUUGGAGAAAGUUUGAAUAUUGGUGUUGUACAAACUGCGUAUGCAAAUGGAAGUUCAACACGGUAUCUUGAAGAAGUUAUGAAGGUACCUGUCUAUUGUACUAAAACUGGUGUAAAACAUUUACAUCACAAGGCUCAAGAGUUUGACAUUGGAGUUUAUUUUGAAGCAAAUGGGCAUGGCACAGUACUGUUUAGUAAAGCUGCCGAAACAAAGAUAAGACAACUCACAAAAGAACUGGAAGAUGAGAAAAGGAAAGCUGCUGCUAAGAUGCUCGAAAACGUUAUUGACUUGUUCAACCAGGCAGCUGGUGAUGCUAUUUCUGAUAUGCUGGUGAUUGAGGCAAUCUUGACGCUGAAGGACUUGACUAUACAACAGUGGGAUGCUCUUUAUAUGGAUCUUCCAAACAGACAGCUCAAAGUUAAGGUUGCAGACAGGCAAGUUAUUAGCACCACUGAUGCUGAAAGACAAGUAGUUACACCUCCAGGACUACAGGAGGCAAUCAAUGACCUGGUGAAGAAAUACAAGCUUUCCCGAGCUUUUGUCCGGCCUUCUGGUACGGAAGAUAUAGUCCGAGUAUAUGCAGAAGCAGACUCGCAGGAAAAUGCGGAUAGCCUUGCACGUGCAGUCAGCCUGGCAGUAUUUCAGCUGGCUGGAGGAGUUGGAGAAACACCCUAA